This is a messenger RNA of Bursaphelenchus okinawaensis, 1136 nucleotides long. The record is from the annotation of a GenBank genome assembly. NCBI's taxonomy places the organism in Eukaryota, Metazoa, Nematoda, Chromadorea, Rhabditida, Aphelenchoididae.
AUGUCUAAUUUAUUUCACUGGUCCCCGAGUGUGUUUUACGACCGGUCGCGGUCUCUAACUGCCGAGGCCGGGGAUGGACAGGUAAUAAAACAAACAUCUACAUAACUCUAGUUGUAGGUUUAUUGCCAAGCAGUUGUCCAGGUCCUGAUCGGCGAUGCUCAUAAAGGAUGGCACUCGAGUAUGAUUGGAGAGCUGGUACUGUACUCGUACAAUGCAAAGUCUGAAAAUGAAAGGAACGAUCUGUUUUUGUCGUUCUUUGCUUCGGAGAGAUUCAGCUUCAUCAUCAAGAUGUAUAAUUUAACUAUAAAAACUUCAAAAACAAUUUUUACUCUCAUGAUAUACUGUAUUCAAACUAGGAAUACAAGUAUCUCCUUAAAAAAUCAUUGUUUCAUAUCAAAAAUUACUUCAGGAGCGAUGGUGCACGAUUCUGGAGAACUAAGGCCAAUUUCCUGGUGAUCGAGCACGGUCAGUUGAUCGGCUUCAAUUUCUGCGUAGAACACUUGCACAAAGUCAACCAGCUGGUCAAACACAUGCACGGUAUGCCUUUUAUAUUAAACUCAUCGAAUUUCGUAUUGUCAAAGAGACAAAGCGGUAUAUGUUGUUUAUGAGAAGCAAUAUGUACACAAAGCAACAAUAAAAUAGUAAAACUGCAAAAACUUACUUUUCCAAUUUGAAAAUCCAUAAAGUUUUAUUGAAUUUUUCAAAAAUAAUAUUAUCUGUUUACACGGAAUGCCUGAAGCGAUAGUUUUUGACAUUUCGUCGAAAAAUUGAUUGUGCUGAAAAUUAAAAAAUGUAAAAAAUUAGUUUCAUUGAUGCAUCAAUUGAUGUUAUUAUAGUUAUUUUAUUGUUCAACUCAUUAAUUUACCUUUUUUUGGGCUAAGAAUGGAUAAUAUAAGCAUAGACUUUACUAUACCCACCAUAUUCCCAUGAAUAAUAUUGUAGGUUCAGUGCCACUAGUGCUGUCGAGUCGUUUCCUGCGCGUGAUUCAAAAAGCGAUGCAUCAUCUUCAUGUUAGACCAAACAAAGACAGAGAUGAACUGGUCAAGAAGGAGGAAGGUGUUAAGGGCCUCGACCCGGUUCGGGAGCCGCGCGCCUUCCUUCAUCGUGUCACUUUGGCCGAUUCGGAUGAUAUUUGA